Molecule: messenger RNA, 2141 nt
Organism: Camelina sativa (false flax)
Lineage: Eukaryota; Viridiplantae; Streptophyta; Magnoliopsida; Brassicales; Brassicaceae
Product: ubiquitin carboxyl-terminal hydrolase 27-like
Biological process (GO): protein deubiquitination
Cellular component (GO): cytosol; nucleus
Molecular function (GO): cysteine-type deubiquitinase activity
Source: RefSeq, a predicted model, not a curated record
UGUCCGCCGACCUUGUCUUAUCGAUCGGGAUAGAUUCAGGCGAAUCAGAAACAAGUCGGAAGUUCAUAUAGUCGGAUUAGUCCCACUGAUAUAUAUAUAGAGAGAGACCAAAGCGAGGGAGUUCAACUCUGUUUAAUUGAGUAUGGUGUCCCUUAGGGGUUCUUCCGAUACAAGAGCGAUCGUAUGUAUCCUGACAGAUAAAUUUAAGGUUUCAAACAAUUGGGUUUCGCAUUUGUCUUUGGCUACUACUACUAUACUCGGUGUUGCUGGUUUCAUAUUCGCCCUUAAAGACGGUCGAUUCCGCAACCUCAAACUCUUCUCCGCUUCAGAAAAAGACGAUGCUUUCCUCGUACCUGGUCUGCAAAAUCUCGGCAAUAACUGUUUCCUCAACGUCAUCUUACAGGCUCUGGCGAGCUGCAAAGAUUUCCGGAGUUUUCUUGAAUGGGUGAUAGAGGAUGCGAGAGAUACUGUAACUGGAGAGAUGGACCAACACUUUCCUCUUACCUUUGCUUUGUCUGCCUUGUUACAAGAGCUCUGUACAGUUGGAAGAAGACGAUCUGUAUCUAACCCUCGUGAAGUUAUGCUGGCCUUGACAGAUUAUGCCAGAAAUUUCAAUUUGACUAGCCAACAGGAUGCAGCAGAAGCCCUUCUUCAUCUUAUAUCUUCUUUGCAACAAGAGAUUGUUUUUUGUUAUCGUCCUCUCCAAAGUAGUAAUUUAUCAGAUAUACUUUUUUCUCGCAACUUGAGAAUGCUUGCUCCUAGUGAAGGCCUCCAUGGUUUGAUGGAGCUCAAGAGAUGGCAUAAACAUUUGCGUGGACCAUUUGAUGGUAUUCUUGGUAGUACCUUGAUGUGCCGAACUUGUUCCUCUCAGAUUUCGUUGGAGUUUCAGUUUUUUCAUACUCUGCCUCUUUCUCCUUUACUCCAUAGUGGUGGUUCCAACAUUAUGUUUGGAUGCACUUUAGAGAAUUGCUUGAAGAAGUUUCUCGACACUGAGAAAGUUGAAAACUUCUUCUGCCAUAGAUGCUGGCAUGGUGCUGCACUGAAAUAUCUAUCUGUGAUAGGAGCACCUGAGGUAACAGAUAUAGAAAAGCUCAGGAACUGUGGCGGAGAUGACCAAUGCGACUGUAAAACUUCUCAUUUUCUUGAAAGAAUGCCUUGGUCAAAUAGCUAUUCUCAUAUACUGAAGCAGUUAAUCAUCUCCCGUUUCCCAAAGCUUCUAUGCAUUCAAGUGCAACGCGCUUCAUUUAACAUGUAUGGAGAAUCCUACAAACUAACGGGACAUAUCGCCUUCCCACUGGUCUUGGACCUCUCCUUGUUCGCACCAUCUCCAAUAGGAUUAAACAAAGUAGAAGGGAUUCAGAUGUCGUCAAAGUACCAAAAGGCAGAAGCAUCAAGAAACAGCGACAACCUGUACAGGCUUGUAACGGUGGUGGAACAUUUUGGUAUAACGGGAAGCGGGCACUAUACAGUUUAUAGAAGUGUGAGAGUUGCAUCACAAGAAGAAGAAGAAGAAGAAGAAGAAGAAUGUGAGGAAUUGAGAUGGUUUAGUAUAUCUGAUUCAGAAGUUAGCAGAGUUUCAGAGAGUGAUGUUCUUGGUGCUGAAGCUAGCUUGCUCUUCUAUGAGAGGGUUUAAUGAAGAGAGUAAUUAAAUCAGAGCUUGGUUAUUUCAUUGGAUUGAAUCAUUGAUUUUUGCUGUGAUUCUGUUUUUUGAACGUACACGUGAGGAAGUAGAAACUUAUCUAGCACUACCAAACUGAUGGAAAAUCAAGACAGGUGAGCCUGGUAACAAAAUAGUUAGUUUGAAGCUUUCAAACGUGUGCAAUAUUAUUGACAAUCUGUUGCUUUCUUGAGAGAGUAGAAGAAAGAUGGAAAAAGAUAGUAAGGUGAAACAGACAGAUCAAAGAGUAUAUUAUAUUUACACACUGAUGAUUUGUUCAGUAGAGAGACAUCUACAUCACUAUACUUGCUCUUCUGUUGGAUAGAGACCAAUUCGUCUAUUUUUUAAAGGAUCUUCUGGUCCUAUGGAAACAUGUUUAGUAAUUUACCUUUCCCUGUCAAUCAAAACACGCAGAAAGAGUUUUUGUGACAAUUUGUUGUAUCAGAAAGGAGUUCUAGAAUAAACGGUUCCAGAUAUUUUGAGA